Molecule: messenger RNA, 5064 nt
Organism: Sceloporus undulatus (fence lizard)
Lineage: Eukaryota; Metazoa; Chordata; Lepidosauria; Squamata; Phrynosomatidae
Gene: GPT2
Product: glutamic--pyruvic transaminase 2
Exons: 11
Coding region: 257-1828 (523 amino acids)
Biological process (GO): biosynthetic process
Molecular function (GO): L-alanine:2-oxoglutarate transaminase activity; pyridoxal phosphate binding
Source: RefSeq, a predicted model, not a curated record
GCACCAUCAUCAUCCCCAUCCAGGAGCAUUGAAGGCUACUGCAAUGGGUCAGUGAGUGCUGCUGCUGCUGCUGCUGCUGCUGCUUGGGUCUCCCUGGAUCUCCUCCUCCUGCCUGCAAGAUCUGGAGCAGCAUCGGCGAGCUAAGAGGGGCUGGGCUCCAUGAGGGCCCCUGGGCAGCGCAGUCUUUGGAGACCCUGAGCCCCAGAGAGACCCUGCUGGAUUUGGAGCCCAUCGGAGGAGGAGGAGGCAGAGCAGCAUGCACCGCUGCUUCCCGGGGCUGGCCAGGGAGGCCUGGGUCCGGAGAGGGGCCACCUUGGCCCCGGGCCCCAAGGCCUCCUCGCUGGCCCCGAAGGAGAAGCAGCAGCAGCAGCAGCCGAGGGGCCGCGGGGAGAGGAUCCUCACCUUGGAGUCCAUGAACCCGCAGGUCAAGGCGGUGGAGUACGCGGUCAGGGGCCCCAUCGUCCUCAAAGCCGGAGAGAUCGAGAAGGAGCUCCGCAAGGGAAUCAAAAAGCCUUUCACAGAGGUCAUCAAGGCCAAUAUUGGGGAUGCCCAUGCAAUGGGACAGCAGCCCAUCACCUUCCUUCGCCAGGUCGUUGCACUUUGUACUUACCCAGACCUCUUGGAUAGCCCAAACUUCCCAGAAGACUCCAAGAAGAGGGCAAGACGAAUAUUACAGGGUUGUGGAGGAAACAGCUUAGGUUCUUACAGUGCCAGCCAAGGGGUGAACUGUAUCCGUGAAGAUGUUGCAGCCUACAUCGAACGACGAGAUGGAGGGGUUCCAGCAGAUCCAGAUAACAUCUACCUGACAACUGGAGCUAGUGAUGGCAUUGCUACUAUUCUCAAGAUCCUUGUUUCAGGAGGAGGAAGAUCCCGAACUGGCGUGAUGAUCCCAAUUCCGCAAUAUCCCUUGUAUUCAGCUGCCAUUUCGGAACUGGAUGCCAUUCAAGUGAACUAUUACCUGGAUGAAGAGAACUGCUGGGCCCUUGAUGUGAAUGAGCUGCGCCGUUCCUUGGAUGAAGCCAAAGCAUAUUGCAAUCCCAAGGUCCUUUGCAUCAUCAAUCCAGGAAAUCCCACAGGUCAGGUUCAGAGCAGAAAAUGCAUUGAAGAUGUAAUACAUUUUGCCUGGGAAGAGAAACUGUUUCUUCUGGCUGAUGAGGUUUAUCAAGAUAACGUCUACUCAGAGAGCUGUCAAUUUCACUCAUUCAAAAAGAUACUUUACGAGAUGGGGCCAGAUUAUUGCAAUAACGUGGAACUCGCUUCCUUCCAUUCCACAUCCAAAGGAUAUAUGGGCGAGUGUGGUUACAGAGGGGGCUACAUGGAGGUGGUUAACUUGCACCCUGAUAUUAAAGGGCAACUUGUUAAACUUUUGUCAGUCCGUCUAUGUCCUCCAGUUUCGGGCCAAGCAGCUAUGGACAUUGUGGUGAACCCUCCUGUACCUGGAGAAGAAUCAUAUGCACAGUUCAUUAAGGAAAAGGAGUCCGUUUUGAACAACCUUGCAAUAAAGGCCAAACUAACAGAAGACAUGUUCAAUCAAGUACCAGGGAUUCACUGCAAUCCGCUUCAAGGAGCCAUGUAUGCUUUCCCACGAAUCUUUAUUCCUUCCAAGGCUAUAGAGGCAGCCAAGGCUCAUAAAAUGGCUCCUGACAUGUUCUACUGUAUGAAACUUCUGGAAGAAACAGGCAUCUGUGUUGUUCCGGGAAGUGGAUUUGGUCAAAGAGAAGGAACUUACCACUUUAGGAUGACUAUUCUGCCUCCAGUAGAGAAGUUAAAAAUAUUGCUGGAGAAAGUGAAAGACUUCCACAUAAAGUUUCUGGAAGAAUACUCUUGAGCAAAACAGACUUUCCUUUUUUCUUCUUCUUCCCAGGACCUGUGAAUCUGGAAAGCAAAACAAAAGCUGUGAACAGAGAUGGGGGGAUAUGGUCAGGUUUUUUGGUCUUCUUUAAUCCAAUCUGCAACAGAAUUUCUACAGCCCAGCUAUGACAUUUUGCGUACACCCAGCCCAAAUGUCUACUUUGUAAACUUGGUUUAUGCUUUAAUUUUAUGGAAAGGGAUGGGAAAAAAGGGCAGAAAUGUUACAAAAAGAGAACAAUUUUGUGCCUUGACCAGAAAUUAUAUAGCUGGCUGUCCGGACAAAAUAAGGUGGUUCUUAAUAAGAACUGCUGACGGUGUUACUACUAGAAAAUAGUGACAUUACGAUAGUUGACUUAGAUAUAAAAGCAAAAUUUGACUUGACAUAGCUGGAAGCUCAGUGUGAAUAAAAAGCACUGAAAAAAUAAACUGGCAAAACGUCUCUUUCUACCUAACCUGUUUUUAAAACCUGUGCGGUUGUAGUCUUUGGGGAAGUGUGAUUUCUGUGUGCUCUUGUGCAACUUCCAUUAACUUUGGUGAGACAGCAUGGGAGAUGUUGUUGUCGAGUGUGUCCCAGGUGUUCAAACUUGUGAUUUUGAGUACUACGCCACACAGUGGUCAGAAACUAUGGCCUAAACCCUGUUAUGAGGAGACCCAUGGAAUCUAUGGAGUUUACUUGUGUGUAACCUCACCAUGCAGCAAUUGAAUCAGUAGGUGGACUCUAGUUAAGAUGAACCAACAGGAUUCCACGUUGUGUGUUGCAGUUUUCUGCUUCAAGAUUUAAGGGCUGGAGGAACUUUUGUCCCUCUAGAUGUUGUCUUAUCCUGUCUCCCAUGAGUCCCAGCUGCCAUGGUCAGGGAAAAUGGGAACUGUAGUUCAACACCUUCCGGAAGAUCACAAGUUUUCCACCCUUGAUUUUAGAAAUGGUCAAAAUUGUGCUCCGACAUCCCUAAUAAUGGUUGACGCCAAGCUAGCCCAACAUGUCAAUUGAAACAUCCGAGUCUUUGCAUAGGAAAAAGAAAUGAUGCCAAAUUAUUUUCUGUUUACAAGCAAAAGCAAAGGAUAAUAGAAAAUAAUAAGAGAAGUAAAAUAAUAGAAAUAAGAGGGAGGUGCAGGAAAGAUAUAAUUAGAAGUGGAUUGUCCUACUUAAACCCUGUAAACAAUGGGGCUCGUGCACAGCGGCGCGCGGGGUGCAACGGGCACGCGCGCCCAUGCAAUUGAACUGGAUACACCACCCCUUCCGCCCUGCGCAUGCCCCGCGGCUUGAGCGCGUAUGCUCAAGCCGUGUAAAGCACGCCCGCGUAUGGCGCGGGCGCGCUGUAUAGUGCUUUGAUACCAGUUCAACAGCCAUGCUCUAUACUAUGAGAUCCUAGGAUCUGUAGUUCCAUUAAGUACUUAAGAGUUCUCUGCCAGAGUGUUAUAAACCAGGGGGAGUGCCCUAGAGAUCUUAAGUCCCAAAUCUCAUGAUUCCAUAGGAUGGAGCCAUGGAAAUUAAAGUGUGAUUGAACUGCUAUAAUGAUGCCGUGUAGAUACCUCUGUCUUGAUAUUCUGGUACUUGACCAAAGUUCCCAUGAACAGAUUAAGAUGAAUGAAAGUAGUCUGGAGAUUAUUGGCCAGAUCACCCUCACUUGCCUAGGAAUGUGAUCCUAUACAAAAUUUAGGCAUAAGACCCACCAAACUCACUGGGGCUUGCUUCUAAAUAGACAUGGAGACAACUGCAGUGUGCAUUCCUGGGCUGAAUUUAAAAACCAAAUGAACAGUAUCUUAUCGAUGGCAUUAAUUCUUAGUGAGCAUGUUUUCUAGUAUCUUAUGUUGACCCCUGGCAGCAGUAGGAACAGACUUUGGCCUAAAUUCUAUUAAUAGUCUCAGCUGCAGUAGACUCAGGCUGCAUCCACACUGCAGAAAUAAUCCAGUUUGACACCACUUUAACUACCAUGGCUCAAUGCUGUGGAAUUCUGGGAAUUGUAUUUUUGUGAGGCAUUUAGCCUUCUCUGUCAGAGUGCUCUGGUGCCACACCAAACUACAAUUCCUAGCAUUCCAUAGCAUUGAACCAUGUCAGUUAAAAUGGUGUCAAACUAGAUUAUUUCUGCAGAGCAGAUGCAACCUCAGUGAAUCAAUUGGGUUAACCCAAGUGUUGUUUUACUAUUCAACAACUGGGGCUGCUGACAGUAUUCAAGCCUUUAUAUUUUUGUUUCCUGAUCCUGCCGUCUUAAUAGUACCACAUAGGGAUAUGAGUAUAGGAAUGCAUGACCCUGAAUGUACAGAUAGCUCCGCAGUUGGCAUGAUUUCUUAAUCAAUGAUUAAAGAAGCAGAGAAAAUCUAAGUUAUAGUAACCUAAAUAAGCAAAGCUGUAGUAACUUCUACUCUUGGAGUAUUUCAGUCAAAAUGUAGAUCUCAAAGCAACUGCACUUUUUCUCAAAUGUUAAGCUUGCUGCUUCGGAGAAGUUGCCAUUAAUCCUGGUAGUUGCGAUAUAUUUUUAAAAUAUUUUUGUAAGUGACUUUUUUUCAUGGGUUUGGGAAAGGGGGGCGGGAAGGAUAUUUGUAGUCUUAUUAAACCAAUGGGUUUUAUAUUUACCUUGUGUUUCCACCCAGUGUUCCUAAAAAAUAAAAAGAUAGCAACAAGGUUUACAUGUUUCUAAAUAACAUUUUUGCAUACUUUUAAAGGUAUGAUUCUUUCCUCCCCACUUCUUUCUUUUAAGAAUGGAGGCAGCAGUCCUUAGAGUUUACUUUUAAGUCAAGGAUACUGACUAUAUACCUUCCAUUUCAUUGUCUAAAAAUAUAUAUAUCUUAUGGUGCCUUUUAAUUUCUGAUACUGGAAGAGAGAAUGUAAAGGGUACUUUUUUUCUUGGCGUGUACACUUGAAAAUACUGUAGAUGAGCUAAAGUUUAACUCGGUUGUGCUUGAUAUAAGUCUGCCGCGAAGUUUAACUCGGUUGUGCUUGAUAUAAGUCUGCCGACCUCAGAAGCCUAUUUUGGAGAUGGUUUCAGUGGACAUACCUCCCAAAUAACUGCAACCUAAGAAACCUGCGAUGGGGGUGAGGAGUUACAACACUGAGUCUUGUUUUGUUUUAUGUAAGUCCUUGAACAAUAAAGCAACCUAACAUUGUGAUGCAUGCUGGUAGGUUUGCAUUUCCUACAGGUGCUCCUCCUUACUGUACUUGGAUGACUUUUUAAAUGUACUUACCACUUCAAGAAAUAAACAAGCUGUUGGAACUUC